AUGUCGAGUCGAAUGAAGUCAUUCAGGGCCACGAGGCAUCGACGAAUCCGGGGGUCACAGAAUGACUGGGGAUUCCCUGCGCGCAGGUGCCGAUCAACCAAUUGCGAUUCGCACCGCCUCAACCCCUAUACGCACAAGGGUGUUCACAUCGCAUCCGAAUAG
This is a messenger RNA of Penicillium digitatum Pd1, 162 nucleotides long. NCBI's taxonomy places the organism in Eukaryota, Fungi, Ascomycota, Eurotiomycetes, Eurotiales, Aspergillaceae. The record is from RefSeq and is a predicted model, not a curated record.